AUGACAUUCCAACAAAUUGACCUGACUACCGCAUUGCGGCCGUCUUUACUACCUGAUGAGACACUGCUGUUUGUCCAGGACUCUGUCGGUUUAUACGAGGGAAAAUACAAACUUUCCGCCUAUCAAAAUGGCCAUGCCUAUCUAACCUCGCACCGAGCCUGUUAUGUCGAUAAUGAGGAACCACGAAAGUAUUCUGUGGGAAUUCAGCUGAAAGAUGUUGAUCGCUUUGAGUUCUACGCCGGGUUCCUUAAGUCUUCUCCAAAAAUAACUCUACACCUCAAACCCUCUAGAUUAGCAACACAGUACGCCCAGUCGCCAACCGCCAACCUUCCUUUUAGAAGCGCUUCAGCAAGCCCAGUCUCCCGCAGUGACUCUUCGCUCCGGCCACCGCCGCCACCGCCUCCCUCAGUCAGCAAUGCGACCUGGAUCUGUCCCAUCUGUUCCUUCUCGAAUCCUGUUCCAUCUAAUUUCGAUCCAGCAAUCGCGAACAUCCAUACGCCGCUUCCGCCAUGUCUUGCAUGUGGGAUCAAGCCUCCGCUUCUACAUGUUAUCAAAGCAGCCAUUGCAAGCGCAUCAAAUCGGUCAUCACUUAACUCACAGACACCAGCGUCCCAGGCUGCUCCAGCGUUGGAAACAUCUAUAGGGGCACCGGCUCCAGUUCUGAGGGAUGCUCGGACAGGGGAUUCACCUUCGUAUUCAAACUCCCACUCCGCUAUCGCUUGCCCGCGGUGUACAUUUCAUAACCACCCAUCCCUCGUGAAUUGCGAAAUAUGCGGCGCGUCCCUUGUGUCGGUGCAUACAACAACACAAUCGUUGUUGGAGGAUGGCCCUGUUCGCGUUGACUCGCCCGGACCAUCGCUCAAGCCAGGAAGCACAAAAAUAGGCACAUCGGCAGACAGCAUCAAAUUCUCAUUUCGUGCGGGAGGGGAAAAAAUAUUCUUGGAGCGGCUCAAGAGCGCCAUGGUACAACGCAAAUGGCUAUUACAAGGGGCGCCGCCAAUACCUAGGCCGGUUCAUCGCGCAGAAGAGGGCGCAGCGGAGCCAUCAGGCAGAACCUUUCCGCCUGCAGUGCAAAGGAAUGUGGGGAUUGCGGCUCUGGAAAGACGUGGCCAAGAAAUCCGCAAGAAUAACGAACUGGUUAUUGGGAAUGCUUUUGAAGAUUUGGAGGCUUUGAUGACAUCGGCUAAAGAAAUUGUGGCGUUGGCAGAGUCAUUUGCUUCGCAAGCACGGAGUUCGAACGACACAAAUUCAUCGGAAGCGGAUGCUCUCCUCUCUCAAUCUGCGAGCGCCCUCGGCCUGGUCACGACUAGAGAUAUGCUGGGGUCUGGCAGCAAUUCAGAAUCUUUAUACAUUUCUGAACUAUCAAGGAACCUAGCCGAGUUUCUCACGGAUGAUGCGAGAGGAGUGUUACGACGCGAAGGGGGCAUGAUGAGUCUCGUGGACCUGUGGGCCCUUUUCAACCGCGCUCGAGGCGGAGUAGAAUUGGUCAGCCCUCUGGACUUUGAAAAGGCUGCCCAGCUGUGGGAAAAGCUCAAGUUGCCCGUACGGCUACGGACGUUCCGAAGUGGGUUGCUGGUAGUGCAAGGGCGAGACUGGAACGACGACAAGAUUAUCGACAGUAUCGUUGCAUGGCUCCACCAAUCUGCUCUUGAUGCAUUCUCACCUGAGCUUCAAUGGGACAGGCAGCUGUUUGGUAGAGGUGUCACUGCCUCCGAGACAGCUGAGCGAUUUGGAUGGAGUGUUGGCGUUGCGACGGAGGAGUUGGAAAUGGCAGAAGAGCGAGGCGCGUUAUGCCGGGAGGAGAGCGUUGAAGGUGUCAAAUUUUGGGAAAAUGCAUUUAUGAAGCAUGUCUAGCAUUGGACGGAUGCUUCUUCUUUUGAUUCAUAUAGAGCUACUGUACUCUAUCGAAUUGUUGUAUUGAGAUAUACUCUUUUGUUUAAGCAUAUGGCCUGGAUAUACCCUAUAUAAACAAAUUCCAGUUUUAUAUCUACACC
Molecule: messenger RNA, 1994 nt
Organism: Xylona heveae TC161
Lineage: Eukaryota; Fungi; Ascomycota; Xylonomycetes; Xylonales; Xylonaceae
Product: Vps36-domain-containing protein
Exons: 3
Coding region: 1-1854 (617 amino acids)
Biological process (GO): protein transport to vacuole involved in ubiquitin-dependent protein catabolic process via the multivesicular body sorting pathway
Cellular component (GO): ESCRT II complex; late endosome membrane
Molecular function (GO): ubiquitin binding; phosphatidylinositol-3-phosphate binding
Source: RefSeq, a predicted model, not a curated record